Molecule: messenger RNA, 4755 nt
Organism: Penicillium malachiteum
Lineage: Eukaryota; Fungi; Ascomycota; Eurotiomycetes; Eurotiales; Aspergillaceae
Product: pentafunctional protein ARO1
Exons: 3
Coding region: 1-4755 (1584 amino acids)
Biological process (GO): chorismate biosynthetic process; aromatic amino acid biosynthetic process
Cellular component (GO): cytoplasm
Molecular function (GO): shikimate kinase activity; 3-dehydroquinate synthase activity; shikimate 3-dehydrogenase (NADP+) activity
Source: RefSeq, a predicted model, not a curated record
AUGACUGAGCCCACCAAGAUCAGCAUCUUGGGCCAGGAGAGCAUUGUUGCUGAUUUUGGCCUGUGGCGCAACUAUGUCGCAGCAGACCUGGUCAGUGGCUUGCCCUCCACCACCUACGUCCUCAUCACCGAUACCAAUCUCGGUUCCAUCUAUACCCCCAGUUUUCAAAAAGCCUUUGAGGUUGCUGCCUCAUCAGUUUCCCCCGCUCCUCGCCUCUUGGUCUACAAUGCCGCCCCCGGAGAGAGCUCAAAAUCCCGACAGACAAAGGCCGACAUUGAAGAUUGGAUGCUCAGCCAGAGCCCACCAUGUGGCCGGGAUACUGUUGUCAUCGCAUUGGGUGGCGGCGUGAUCGGUGACCUGACUGGAUUUGUUGCGUCAACUUACAUGCGCGGUGUUCGCUAUGUGCAAGUCCCCACUACAUUGCUUGCGAUGGUGGAUUCCUCAAUUGGAGGCAAGACUGCAAUUGACACACCUCUUGGAAAGAACCUCAUUGGUGCCAUCUGGCAACCAUCAAGAAUCUACAUUGAUCUCGAAUUCUUGGAGACCCUUCCUGCGCGAGAGUUUAUCAACGGCAUGGCCGAGGUUAUCAAGACCGCUGCAAUCUCAAGCGAAGAGGAGUUUACUGCUCUCGAAGACAAUGCAGAUGUUAUCCUGAAUGCUGUCCGUAGCGAAGCCAAGCCCGGCCAAGGCCGUUUCGAUGGCAUUCACGAUAUUCUGAAGGCGAGAAUCCUGGCCUCAGCUCGCCACAAGGCCUAUGUUGUAUCUGCAGAUGAGCGUGAGGGUGGCCUCCGCAAUCUGCUCAACUGGGGUCACUCUAUUGGUCAUGCAAUUGAGGCUAUUCUGACUCCCCAGAUCCUCCACGGAGAAUGUGUUGCCAUUGGUAUGGUCAAGGAGGCUGAGUUGGCCCGGCACCUGGGAGUUUUGAAGGGUGUUGCCGUUGCUCGUAUUGUUAAGUGUAUCUCCGCUUACGGCUUGCCUACUUCAAUGAAAGACUCUCGUGUACGCAAGUUGACAGCUGGUAAGCACUGCUCUGUCGAUCAGCUGCUUUUCAACAUGGCUCUUGACAAGAAGAACGAUGGUCCCAAGAAGAAGGUUGUCCUACUCUCCGCAAUUGGACGCACCCACGAGCCCAAGGCUAGUGUUGUAUCAAACCAAGAUAUUGGCGUUGUCCUGGCCCCCAGUGUGGAAGUUCACCCUGGCGUGCCAAAGACUCUCGAUGUCACCUGCACACCUCCAGGAUCUAAGUCUAUCUCUAACCGAGCCCUUGUACUUGCUGCCCUUGGUUCAGGAACUUGCCGUGUCAAGAACCUCUUGCACUCCGAUGACACCGAAGUCAUGUUGAAUGCCCUCGAGCGCUUGGGUGCCGCGACCUUCUCUUGGGAGGAGGAGGGUGAGGUGCUCGUUGUGAAUGGAAAGGGCGGCAACAUUGUUGCUAGCCCGUCACCUCUGUACCUGGGCAACGCUGGAACUGCUUCUCGAUUCUUGACAACCGUGGCUACUCUUGCGACACCGAGCAGUGUUGACCACAGUGUCCUCACUGGUAACAACAGAAUGAAGCAGCGACCCAUUGGCGAUCUGGUCGAUGCAUUGACCGUCAAUGGUGCCGGCGUUGAGUACAUGGAACGCAAGGGUAGUCUGCCUCUAAAGAUCGCUGCUUCUGGCGGUUUCGCCGGAGGUAAGAUUAACUUGGCCGCCAAGGUGUCUUCUCAGUACGUUUCCUCUCUCCUCAUGUGUGCUCCUUACGCAAAGGAGCCGGUUACACUGAAGCUGGUCGGAGGCAAGCCCAUUUCUCAGCCCUACAUUGACAUGACCACUGCCAUGAUGAGAUCUUUCGGCAUUGAUGUCAAGAAGUCCACCACUGAGGAGCAUACUUACCACAUUCCUCAGGGUCACUAUGUGAACCCUGCGGAGUACGUUGUUGAGAGUGAUGCCAGCUCCGCCACUUACCCUCUCGCAAUUGCUGCCAUCACAGGCACCAAGUGCACAGUGCCUAACAUUGGUUCCAAGUCGCUGCAGGGUGAUGCUCGCUUUGCUGUUGACGUUCUUAAGCCCAUGGGCUGCGUGGUCGAGCAAACUGAUAACUCGACUACUGUUACUGGCCCCAGCACUGGUACCCUCCGCCCCUUAAAGAACGUCGAUAUGGAGCCCAUGACGGAUGCUUUCCUUACUGCUUCUGUUCUCGCGGCCGUCGCUCAGGGAGAUGGUUCGAACCACACAACUCGCAUUUAUGGAAUUGCCAACCAGCGUGUCAAAGAGUGCAACCGUAUCAAAGCUAUGAAGGAUGAGUUGGCUAAAUUCGGUGUCGUUUGCCGGGAGCAUGAUGAUGGUCUUGAAAUUGACGGCAUUGAGCGUUCCACUCUUCGUCUGCCAGCAGGUGGUGUCUACUGUUAUGAUGAUCAUCGUGUCGCUUUCAGUUUCAGUGUUCUAUCGCUUGUUACCCCUCGUCCCACUCUGAUUCUCGAGAAGGAGUGCGUCGGAAAGACAUGGCCUGCCUGGUGGGAUGCGCUGAAGGGCAUUUGGAAUGUUAAAAUCGAAGGAAAGGAACUGACUGAAGAGGAAGUGGCUACAACCACACAGGAAGAAAAGGCCAGCGCUUCUAUCUUCAUCAUCGGCAUGCGUGGCGCUGGAAAGACUACCACCGGCAGCUGGGUUGCGAAGAGUCUGGAUCGUCCCUUCAUUGAUCUGGACACUGAGCUUGAAAGCACAGUGGGUAUGUCGAUUCCAGACAUGAUAAAGGAGCGUGGAUGGCAAGGCUUCCGUGAUGAAGAACUUGCUGUGCUCAAGCGUUGCAUGACCGAUCGACCAAACGGCUAUGUCUUUGCUUGUGGUGGUGGUGUUGUGGAGAUGCCCGAAGCUCGUAAGCUCCUGGCCGAAUGGCAUCAAAGCAAGGGUAACGUUCUUCUUGUGAUGCGCGAUAUCAACCUGGUCAUGGACUUCCUGAACAUUGAUAAGACUCGGCCAGCCUAUGUCGAGGACAUGAUGGGCGUGUGGCUGCGUCGCAAGCCUUGGUUCCAGCAAUGUAGCAACAUCCAGUACUACAGCCAGCACUCAAACCAGACCGAACUUGCCCUGGCAUCUGAAGACUUCAACCGUUUCAUGAAGGUUGUUACUGGUCAAACAGAUAACCUCGAGCUUAUCCAAAAGAAACCCCACACUUUCUUCGUCUCUCUGACGUUGCCCGACCUGCGAGACUGCAGCGAAAUCUUGACUGAAGUUUGCAUUGGAUCGGAUGCUGUAGAGCUCCGUGUCGAUCUGCUCAAGGAUCCUAAGUCCGACAAUGACAUUCCUUCAGUCGAUUUUGUUAAUGAGCAAAUGUCCUACCUCCGCAAGCGCGUUGCCCUGCCUCUUAUCUUCACUAUCCGCACUAAGAGCCAAGGUGGUCGCUUCCCUGACGAUGCCCAUGAGGCUGCAAUGCAAUUGUACCGCUUGGCAUUCCGCUCUGGCGCUGAAUUUGUGGAUCUUGAGAUUGCUUUCCCCGAUGAGAUGCUUCGGACCGUCACCGAGAUGAAGGGUCACUCGAAGAUCAUUGCGUCGCACCACGACCCGUUAGGAAAGCUCUCAUGGGCUAACAUGUCAUGGAUUCCCUCCUACAACAGGGCACUGGAGUACGGUGAUGUGAUCAAGCUUGUGGGUGUUGCUAACAGUCUCGAUGACAACAACGCUCUGCGCAAGUUCAAGAACUGGGCAGCCCAAGCACACAGCAUCCCCUUGAUUGCCAUCAACAUGGGUGACAACGGUCAGCUUAGCCGCAUUUUGAAUGGCUUCAUGACCCCGGUGUCUCAUCCCAGCCUGCCCUUCAAGGCAGCGCCCGGUCAACUGUCUGCAACUGAGAUCCGCAGAGGUCUCUCGUUGAUGGGUGAAAUCAAAACCAAGAAGUUUGCCAUUUUCGGUUCUCCUGUUUCCCAAUCACGGUCGCCUCCUCUCCACAACACUCUCUUUUCUGAGAUGGGCCUUCCCCAUGAGUACGGCCGCCUCGAGACCACAAAUGUCGAGGAUGUUAAGGACUUCAUUCAUGCCCCCGAAUUCGGUGGUGCCUCUGUAACAAUUCCCCUCAAGCUUGACAUUAUGCCGCUGCUCAAUGAAGUCGCUCAGGAGGCUGAGAUCAUCGGUGCAGUUAACACUGUCGUUCCCGUUGAUAACGCUGACGGAUCACGAAAACUUGUUGGUUACAAUACUGAUUGGCAAGGAAUGAUCAUGUCUCUGCGUAAUGAGGGUUUCUACGGAGCUGUGGGCGAGGAGAGUGCUGUGGUUGUUGGUGGCGGUGGCACUGCCCGUGCUGCUAUCUUUGCCCUCCACAACAUGGGAUACUCCCCGAUCUAUGUUGUUGGACGAUCUGCCGCUAAGCUUGAGGGCAUGGUUUCUACUUUCCCGACAAGCUACAACAUUCGCGUUGUGGACGACUACAGUCAGCUGGAUACCAUUCCUCGCAUCGCUGUUGGCACCAUUCCCGCUGACCGUCCCAUCGACUCUACCAUGCGUGAAACACUGUGCAAGAUGUUCGAGAAAGCCCAGGAGGUCGAUGGAAAGCUCAUUGGCAAGUCCGUUGAUGAGCAGUCUCCCCGAGUUCUGCUCGAGAUGGCCUACAAGCCUUCCGUCACUGCAUUGAUGCAACUGGCUGCCGAUGCUGGUUGGAAGACCAUCCCUGGAUUGGAGGUUCUUGUUGGCCAGGGUGUUCACCAGUUCAACAAGUGGACCGGUAUCACACCCUUGUACCACGUUGCUAGAGAUGCGGUUAUGGGUACCAAGUCAGUAUAA